UGAACCAAAAAUCAUUAGAGAAUAUGGAACUCCAACUGUCCACCAUCUUUUUCCUCUUCCUCUCAACAACAGUUUUACUUGCUGCAACCACCACCGGCCAACAAACAUCCGACGAUAUUGACACCGAGUUCAUCCGUCAAAGCUGCGAGUCAACUCGGUACCCUGACACCUGCUUCACCUCUCUCUCCAACUACUCCAGCGCCGUUCAACAUGACUCCGGCCGCCUCGCUAGGGUCGCUAUUCAUGUCGCUCUCUCCAACGCCACCCACAUGGCCAACUACGUCUCCAACAUAUCCCGCGACGCAGCAGAACAAAACAACAACACCACCAGGGAAUUCGCUGCAAUCAGCGACUGUUCAUCGCUGUUUGAAGACGCUGUAGACGAAAUCAAGAAGUCGCGAACGGAAAUGAAGCGUCUGGGUUUGACCGGAGAAUCGGUGAAGUUCCAGCUCAGCAACGUGCAGACAUGGAUGAGCGCCGCCUUGACCAACGAAGACACAUGUACCGACGGGUUUCAGAAGGUGGACGACGGCAACAUGAAGGCGGACGUUUGUGAUCGUGUGGCGGCGGUUAAGAAGGUGACGAGUAACGCUUUGGCGUUGGUUAACAGUUAUGCCGAUAAGAUAUCGGCGUAGUGUUGACGAGCGGUUGUUAAAAGUGUUAUAGGACUUGUGUGUGUAAUUGAGUGAAACAUUUUUUUUUUUUUUUAAAUUCUCCAUUAACAAUUUGAUUUGGUGAGAAAUUGAUUGAUAAUACUUGAAAAAAAUAUAUAUUUACGUCGUUUGCUAUA
Lactuca sativa (garden lettuce) is the source of this 790-nucleotide messenger RNA. Its product is annotated as pectinesterase inhibitor 7. The record is from RefSeq and is a predicted model, not a curated record. Gene Ontology annotation, molecular function: enzyme inhibitor activity. Gene Ontology annotation, biological process: negative regulation of catalytic activity. Lineage: Eukaryota; Viridiplantae; Streptophyta; Magnoliopsida; Asterales; Asteraceae.